Messenger RNA from Entrophospora sp. SA101, 1539 nucleotides. NCBI's taxonomy places the organism in Eukaryota, Fungi, Glomeromycota, Glomeromycetes, Entrophosporales, Entrophosporaceae. The record is from the annotation of a GenBank genome assembly.
AUGAAUAUAUCCAAAGUGGAAACAAAUGACCUAGUUGUCACUACUACCAACACAGGAAUAUUUAGCUCAUCAGAUUCCGAAAAAGCAAUUUGGAAAUCGCAUAAUUAUUUAGAUCAAGAAAUAAAAAUCAGUGAAGAUACGUGGCGAGACGAUUUAAUUCCUCCAAUACUAAGAUUCCCAUUCGCAACAUUGAUGAUAUCAUCAGAUUAUGAGAAAAAUGCCAAACGACAAACAAGAAAUGGCAAAGAUGGACCCACGAGAUUUCCGGAUUAUAUGUGGACCCUGAUAGGAAAAAUAUUUAAAUAUAGAUAUGAAUUGUUGUUUAUUGAAGUAUCAUAUGGUACAAGAGCAACAGGAGAAGAACUCAACGAUAUCCCUGAAGGAGAGAUCGAAUCGACUUGGGAUGAAGUUGUUGAUAAUUUUGAUAAUAUGAAUCUAAAGCCCGAGUUGCUUCGUGGUAUUUAUGCAUAUGGUUUCGAAAAACCAUCUGCAAUUCAACAAAGAGCCAUUAUCCCAGUUAUAAAAAAUCAUGACGUGAUCGCUCAAGCACAAUCUGGAACGGGAAAAACCGCCACAUUCUCAAUCUCCAUUCUUCAAAAAAUCGACAUGUCAAUCAGUCAAUGCCAGGCACUUAUUCUUGCACCGACUCGUGAACUGGCGCAACAAAUUCAAAAAGUGGUGAUCGCGCUCGGCGAUUUUAUGAACGUUGAGUGUAACGCGACAAUUGGCGGCACGAAUGUUCGUGAGGGAAUCAAGAAACUAGAGGCUGGUGCUCAUGUAGUUGUCGGUACCCCGGGACGUGUAUUCGAUAUGAUUAAUCGUAGAGCUUUGAAAACCGAUUCCAUAAAGAUGUUUGUGCUUGAUGAGGCGGAUGAAAUGUUGUCACGUGGUUUCAAAGAACAAAUAUAUGAUGUUUUUCAAUUACUUCCACCAACUACACAAGUUGUUCUUUUAUCCGCUACCAUGCCAUCUGACGUUCUUGAAGUUUCCAAUAAGUUUAUGCGCGAUCCUGUUAGAAUUUUGGUCAAACGUGACGAAUUGACAUUAGAGGGUAUUAAGCAAUUUUAUAUUUCGGUUGAAAAAGAAGAAUGGAAACUUGAUACAUUAUGUGAUUUAUACGAAACAGUCACCAUCACCCAAGCCAUUAUUUUUUGUAAUACCAGAAGAAAAGUAGAUUGGUUGACUGAUAAAUUACAUUCUAGGGAGUUUACUGUUUCGGCUAUGCAUGGUGAUAUGGAUCAGGCUCAACGAGACGUUAUCAUGAAAGAAUUCCGGUCAGGAUCUUCUCGUGUACUUAUUGCUACUGAUAUUUUAGCUCGUGGUAUUGAUGUUCAACAAGUAUCAUUGGUUAUUAAUUAUGAUCUUCCUACAAAUCGUGAAAAUUAUAUUCAUCGUAUUGGUAGAGGAGGUCGUUUUGGUAGAAAAGGUGUUGCUAUCAAUUUUGUUACUAGUGAUGAUGUUAGAAUGCUUAGAGAUAUAGAACAAUUUUAUAAUACACAAAUUGACGAAAUGCCAAUGAAUGUGGCAGACUUGAUUUAA